AUGUUCUGUGAUUCCAGGUACUCUUCUUCUUCUACUUCCUCUAGAUGUAGAUGGGUGUGUCAUGUCUUUUUGAGUUUUAGAGGAGAAGAUACCCGAAAGAAUUUUACAGAUCAUCUUUAUAGUGCCCUAGUCCGAACAGGAAUCUAUACCUUUCGGGAUGAUAAUGAACUUCCUAAAGGAGAAGAAAUCUCCAAACAACUCCUUAAGGCAAUUGAGGAAUCAAGGAUUUCUAUAGUUGUCUUCUCCAAAGGCUACGCUUCCUCCACAUGUUGUCUUGAUGAACUGGCAAAGAUUAUGGAGUGCAAAGAUGCCAUUGGCCAGAUUGUUAUCCUCAUAUUCUACAAUAUAGAUCCGUCUGAUGUUCGAAAACAGAAAAAGGAGUUUUGCAGAAGCUUUUAA
Molecule: messenger RNA, 399 nt
Organism: Dovyalis caffra
Lineage: Eukaryota; Viridiplantae; Streptophyta; Magnoliopsida; Malpighiales; Salicaceae
Source: the annotation of a GenBank genome assembly